Messenger RNA from Linum trigynum, 1838 nucleotides. Lineage: Eukaryota; Viridiplantae; Streptophyta; Magnoliopsida; Malpighiales; Linaceae. The record is from the annotation of a GenBank genome assembly.
CUUGUUGUUGACUUUACGUUGUCCACUACCGAUUGGCACCGUAAUAUUUUUUUUUAAUUAAAAAAUAUGAUUUCUUUUGUGAGAUGGCUUGAAUGAUUUAUUAGAUAUUUUGGUGAUGAUAUGAAUUUGAAAUUGUUUAAGGUCAAUGAUAACUUCAUUCUUAAAUUAGUAUAAUAUACAAGUAUUAUAUGUUAUAUAUCAUGAAGGGUUCACCAACGGUUUUGUAACGUUUAACCAUUGAACCGUAAACCAAUAAUUUUUUUGGUUCAACCUCCGGUCCGGUUCCGAAAACAGAGGAUUUUUAUCGUAUACUUUUCCAUUUAAGGCUCAUUUUAACCAUAAACAAACAUUAUAACCUUAACUUAUCCCAUUCUGGUUGUCCAAAAUAGAACCGUUGUGAAACAAAAAUAAAAAAAAACAAAGAAAAUCAAAAGGGUUAAUCCAUUUCCAAGCAGUGGACGGAAUCCUUGAACGAAAAGCAAUCGGAAAGCCUGGCGAGCACGGAUUACCAAUUCCGAUCCGGACUCGGACAGUUAGAAACACGGAAACAGCCGCCUCUUCCCUCCAUUAUAUAUACAACAACAAUAUAGAAACUUCCUAAUUCCCACUUAGUUCACUCCAAAAUCUCACUCACUCUUCUCCACAUCAAUCGCCGGAGGCAAAAUUCGAGCCCUGGAGCGAUUUCGCCAAAAUGGGUUUCCACGUUCGCGAAGUCUGGAACCACAACCUCGCCGAAGAAAUCUCCGCCAUGGAAGAUUCCCUCCGCCACUACCCAAUCGUGUCGAUCGACUCCGAGUUCCCGGGCUGCCUCCGCCCGACGCCGCGACACGCCGGCGAGGAGGUCCGGUUCGCCGACAUGAAGUUUAACGUCGACAGCACGGAUUUGAUCCAGCUGGGCGUCACCCUCUCCGACGAGAAGGGCACCGUCGCCGGAAUCUGGCAGUUCAACCUGGAGUUCGACCUCGACAGAGACUUGCACGCCAAGGAAUCCAUCCUGUUUUUGAAAUCCCACGGCGUCGAUUUCGAGAAGCUGAGGAUCCACGGGAUCGAGCGGAUCCGGUUCGGGGCCGCGUUCGGUGGGCUGAUACGGAGGAGGAGCAGGCCGCUCACUUGGGUCACAUUUCACGGGCUUUACGACCUGGCCUACAUUGUGAAGGUCGUGGGCCGAAGGCCCAUUCCGGACACCGCCGCGGAGUUUGGGAACGUGAUGGGGAAAGGGUUUGACGCGGUGGUGGAUGUGAAGUAUGUUGCGAGGUAUUUGGAAGGCGGCGCCGCCGCCGGCGGCGGGGAGGUCGGGCUGCAGAGGCUCGCCGACGAUCUGGGAGUGAAGCGGCGCGGGGAGGCGCACACCGCCGGUUCGGAUAGUCUGUUGACGGCGCUCGUUUACUCGAAGCUGAAGAAGAAGGUGAAGCACGUCGUCGGUCAGGAUUCUUUUGUUGACUUCGUCUACGGUAUUAGCGGCAGAAUCUCGAGGCAGAGUGUUGCGGUCGGAAAUACGCCGCCGAUGGUGAUUCCGUUUCGUAAUUGCCGUCUUCCGGUGUAUCGUAUUGCGGUGCCGGUGCCGGUGCCCGUGCCGGUGGUAUAUCGGAGCUGCCGUCCCCAGUUUCCAAUUCAUUAUCAGCACCGCCGUAAUGUGCCGCCGCGGCUUUCUGCAGAAAUGGGUUAUCUUGCUGCUGUUUGAGCAAGUUGGCGGAGAUCGGGGAUUUACUGAUUUAAGUCGCGUUUCAAUCCAGAAAGAUGGAUGAAAGCCGAUUUUGUAAUUGCUUCACUUAUUGCGGAAUGAGUAAUUGUUGCUAAUUUUUCAAGUUCACUGUAAAGAAUCAAUGAGAAGUAGUAGU